Paramecium pentaurelia is the source of this 1308-nucleotide messenger RNA. The record is from the annotation of a GenBank genome assembly. NCBI's taxonomy places the organism in Eukaryota, Ciliophora, Oligohymenophorea, Peniculida, Parameciidae.
AUGUAAAAGCUCUAAUUGCUCUAAAAUCAGUUCAACCCAACUUCUGACGAUAUCUUCUUUCAUAUUGUCUAAGCUCCUCCUGAUCCUAUUUUCGGAAUAGCUAAUGCAUAUAAAGCAGACACAUCAUCUACUAAAAUAGAUUUAGGAGUUGGUGCAUAUCGUACAGAUGAAGAGAAACCCUACGUUUUUGAAAUAAUUAAGAAAUUAGAAAAAGAAAUAGUUAAUGAUCCAACAUUAAAUAAAGUAUGAUGUAUUAUGAAUAUUCUAGGAAUAUUUACCAAUAGAAGGAUUAGCUGAUUUCAAUAAGGGUUGUUAAAAAUUGAUGUUCGGAUAAAACAGUCCUUUAAUAGCAUCUGGAUAAAUUGUCACAGCUUAAUGUUUAGGAGGAACAGGAGCACUCAGAGUUGGAUUUGAAUUUGUUAAAAGACAUAUUCCAGGAGAUGUUUAUGUAUCAAAACCUACUUGGAGUAAUCACAAUCAAGUCAUUGAAAGAGCUGGUUUAAAUCAAUUCGAAUAUCCAUAUUUUGAACCAAAAACUAAAGGUUUUAAUUGUGCAGGAACUAUUGAAUGUUUAUCAUAAGCAAGAAUGGGAUCAAUUGUUUUAUUACAUGUUUGUGCUCAUAAUCCAACAGGUGUUGAUCCAACAGAAGCUGAAUGGUUAUAAAUUGCUGAUGUUUGUAAAAAAAGAAGAUUAGUACCAUUCUUUGAUUGUGCUUAUUAAGGAUUUGCAAGUGGAUGUAUUGAAAAAGAUGUUUUUGCUGUUCGUAAAUUUGCAGAACUUGGAUUCUAAAUGAUUGUUGCUUAAUCUUUCUCUAAAAAUAUGGGAUUAUAUAAUGAAAGAGUAGGAGCUGUACAUAUUGUUACAUCCAAUAAAGAUAUUUCUGCAAGAGUUUUAAGCAAUCUAAAAAUUGUUAUUAGAACUAUUUGUUCUAAUCCUCCUGCUAUUGGUGCUAGAAUUGCAGCUAAAAUACUUACAGAUGAAAAAAAUUUUAAUGCUUGGGUUGAAGAAUUAAAGACUGUUACUGGAAGAAUUAUUAAAAUGAGAACUCUUCUUAAAUAAGAAUUAGACAAUCUAAAAGUUCCAGGAAAUUGGGAUCAUAUCACUAGACAAACUGGUUUCUUUACAUUUACAGGUUUAACUCCAGAAUAAUGUGAUCUAUUAACAAAACAAUAUCAUGUAUAUUUACUUAGAUCUGGAAGAAUGUCAAUGGUAUUAUUAUAUAUUAAUAAAUUAUUAGGCUGGAAUUACAUCCAAGAAUGUUAGAUAUUUGGCUGAGUCAAUUAAAGCUGUUGUUUAAAAUAAAUGAG